UCAUUUUACACAUGCAGCUUGAUUCUUGUUAAAUUAGAAUUACCUCUUCAUACUAAAAUUUCAAUUCCAAUUUGCAGAAUUUGAAAAUCCACCAUGAAAAUCACUGGAAAUGUGUUUGGAUUAACGAGUUUUGAGUUUGUUAACCAAAAUUGAAUGCCACCUUGUAGGCUGGCUACCAUGAGUGAUUUUGUGGAACAUUUGUGAAUAAACCAGCAGAAGAGUGAACACAAAGUAAUCUCGAUUUACUGCAAAAUCUGCUAUAUUCGUGUGGACACCAUCGGCAGCAUGCAAAUCUAUGCCUACUUUGUGAAAAUUAUUAGUCUAUCAUAAUCGGGAUCGUUCACCCGAAAGAAGUGAAAUUAAGCAUAAAACCAUUGAAUUCGCAUCACGAAGUCAGAAAAAAUUGUAAACCCUGCAUCAGCACAACAAAAUCAUUGGUGCCUUCGUUUCCAGCUAUCCGAAAACCAUGAAAAGGCUCUACACAGCAUGCCAAAAACUUCAACGAUGUACGACGUCUUGCAAAAUGAAGCAAUGAAAAAUAAUGAAACAGUUGCCAAAAAUAUAGACUGCCAAUGUACAAGGCUGUUUAGUUCUACACAAAAAGCCACAAAUGGAACAAGUCUGUUUAUGAAGCUAUAUCUGUCAUAUUUCAUAAUUGAUGUUUUAUUAGCUACUAUCCUUUUCUACGCUUGUCCGGAUGAAAAACGUUAUCACUUAAUGAUUUUUGAUGUAUACUGUUUAACCAAUAGAAAUGUAAAAUUAACAACAAAACUUUUUGUUCUCAACACAUUUAUCAAAAGAAGGAGUUUAAUUUUUUUUGGAGCUUGGCAAAGUAGUACGACACUUUUAGACUAUAAGAGUUUCCAACUAUCUUUAGUUCAAUCGAACAAAUCAGUUCAUGGAAAAAUGAAUUACUUUGUGAAAAAACAUAGUGAAUCCUCAUGUUAUUGCUCCAACAGUACACCUGUAAGUAUAGAAUAUUUUUGUUCUAUAUAUACAAAGCGUUAUGUUGAUUGUAAAAAAGGAAUUGAUUACAUUUAUAAGGAAACUAAAACUAAAUUUUUGAGACAUCAGUGGCGAAAGUUUAGGAAAAAACUUUUGAUUAUAGAUAACAAGAUCGAUCAAAAGGGAAAACAAUUAUCAAUAAGAUUGAAUGGAGCAUUUCUAAUGCUGAAUAGUUUAAUUAUUUCGAAAGAUUUUCUUUUCACGUUAGUACAAAUGUAUGCGAAAUCAAAACUAUGGAUAAUUCUCUGUAUAAAUAAUUUAAUGUCACGGCAUUCACAAAAUUUCCAAAAGUCGUUAAAGAUAAGAUAUCUUAGCUUAUUAACCAAUAGAAUGGUAUCUAGGCGGAUCAGUCUUAACGUGCAUUGUUCAAAACAUGUGCACAUUUGUGUUCUAGCGGUACUUAUUUUUGCUCAGAUCGAUACAUUACACGGCUAUCAGUAUAUAAAAUAUAGUUCUAAUAUAAUCAAAACAAAAUAUGGUCCAUUGAGAGGAAUCGUUGUUAAAUCGAACCCCGUUGUCGAGGCUUUCCUUGGAGUCCCUUAUGCAUCACCGCCUGUGGGUAGUUUACGAUAUAUGCCACCCGUAACGCCAUCCACCUGGAAAACAAUUCGUUUAGCCGACUCGUUUUCUCCCGUUUGUCCCCAAUUGCCACCAAACAAACGAUCAAAUCAUUUAUUUGAAGUACCACAAGAAAGGUUGCAUAGUUUUCGUCGACUUUUGCCGCUUUUAAUGAAUCAAUCAGAAGACUGCCUUUAUCUCAACCUUUAUGUUCCUCGUUCAGACGACAAUGUUUCUCCAAACGGAUCACCAAAGGCCACUAUUGUUUACAUACAAGGAGAAUCGUAUGAAUGGAACUCAGGGAACCCUUAUGAUGGAUCAGUAUUGGCGGCAGACGGAGAUGUUAUUUUUGUAACCUUAAACUUUAGAUUAGGCGUACUAGGAUUUUUAAAAACAGGUGCUAAAGGAAGUGCUCAAGGAAAUUUCGGAUUAAUGGACUUAGUAGCAGCUUUACACUGGUUACGAGAAAACCUAUCAUUUUUUUAUGGCGAUCCAUCCAGGAUUACGUUGAUGGGUCACGGAACAGGAGCUGCAUUGGCUAACAUAUUAGUCGUAUCACCGGUUGCUAGCGAUCUUAUGCAGCGUGUCAUUCUUCUAAGUGGAUCUGCUUUGUCACCAUGGGCUAUCCAGAAAGAUCCGUUCUCAAUUAAAAAAAUUGUUGCUGAUCAAGCUUCUUGCCAUAUAGAUAUACUUGUCGAUGAUUUGGCGCCCUGCUUACGGCGAAAAACAUUAGCCGAGCUACUUGAAAUUUCUCCAGAGUUUCCCAGAUUUCUUACAGCUUAUGCGCCAUUCAUAGAUGGAACCGUGAUUGUAAACCCAAAUCACUCGAACGUCUAUCCUCCAAGAAUACCAACGGAAUCAGCUAUCACAAGCACUCAAGGCUUCGAAUUCACAACUUUUCCAAAACAGGAACUUUUGUUUGGCGUGACUUCCUUCGAAUCGUUCAAUGAAUUGAGUGCUCAAGAUCUCGAAUUUGGCAUCAAUGAGACACGCAGAGACCGAAUUUUAAGAACAUACGUGAGAAAUGUUUUUCAUUAUCACAUGAAGGAAAUAUACUCUGCCUUAAAGAAUGAGUAUACGGAUUGGGAACAUUCUUCGAAAACUCCGCUUGAGCAUCGGGAUACAAUUUUGGAGUUAUUGAGUGAUGGUUAUGUUGCAGCACCGUUGGUGCGUUUGGCUUAUCUACAUAGUUUGCAAAAAGGACAAUCGUAUUUUGUACACUUUAGACAUCAAUCAACGGAUCGUAAAUUUCCAGAGAGAGGAGGAUCUGUACACGGUGAAGAUGUGCCUUUUACGUUUGGACUUCCUUUAUCACCAUUAUUUUCGGCUAAUUAUACUGUUGAUGAUGCGAAGAUAAGUAAAAUUAUGGUUAAAUAUCUAAGUAAUUUUGCAAAGUCAGGGAAUCCAAACAAUAUCAGAAUGAGUAGUCAAACAAAUACUGAUGACUACCCUAUGAAUUUCCGUAGUCAAAAUUUUUUAUUAGAUCUACCCACUGCACCAUUCAGUGAAACUUUCGACGAACUUGAAAAUUAUAAAAAUGAUAAGAUGGAUGACACAAUUGGAAAACUUGAAAAUUGGAAUAUGUACGACUACGUUAACCAAAAUUACCUGGAGUUAGGUUGUAAUGUAGUUUCCAAGAGCCAUUAUAAAGGUCAUAAAUUAUCAAUGUGGCUGAAUCUCAUCCCACAACUCCAUGCUCCAGAGGAUUCAAUUUAUUUACCAGUCCGCCAUCAUCAUUUUGCCGAUGUUAAAUCGAAUUUUUACGAAGGACGACUGAAGCCAUUAACACUCAAUCAACCGUCAAAGCUGAUCCCAACCACGAGAACUAAAGUGCAAAUUCAAAAAUCUGAAACGAAUAUGACACCUUUAGUACAACUCCCAACAUCUGAUUGUCCUCCAAAUUUAACAGUCACAACAUCGAGUCCUAACCGGCACCCUGAUCUAGAAACAAAGCCCAUAGUGCUUGGAAAUCUUAAUCUACCAACAAAUUCCACAUUUCUUAAUUAUACAACUGCGUUGAGUAUAACCAUUGGCAUAGGAAGUUUUUUGUUGCUGCUUAAUUUGUGUAUAUGUAUUGUUAUAUAUUACAAACGCGGAGUGCAUGUCAAUAAUCAUAGAAACGGAACAAAAUCACACGAAGAACGCUUUGAAAGUUUGAACUUGGAAGAAUUAACUGAGCUAAAAAGCAUCGAAACAAAAUACAAUAAUUGUGAAUUUCAACUCGAUAAUCGACUAAGCCCAACCGGAUUAGUACACCAAAAUAUCUCUGAGCAACGAAAAAGUGGAAGCCAAGGAAAGUGUGUUCUCGUAAAUUUGAGUAAACCCAAUCUCUCAACACGUAGAAAUUCUACUAGUAACAUUGCUCAAAAACAGAUCACUCCAGUGAAACAAUUGAAUGCAUCACAAGAAAAUUUAUCGUCAGUUCUUCCUACAAAUUUCUCAUCACACUCAUUAAAUAUUUCGGAUACUUCAUCUGAAUCCCCGAAUGGUUCGAAAAGUUCACUUCCGAUGAAAAAGUCUUUGAAGGGUAAACAUGAUACAAAUCCAAAGACACAUGAAAUAGGAACUGCUGUUGAUGAGUUUGAACUAGAAUUUAGUUCUAUGGCUCUAAAUAAUCCAAGUUUUUCUCGAUUUCAAGGAGGUAUACUGAGGCAACAAACAAAUUCAAUAAUAAUAGGAUCUUCAAAAAAACGUGUUCAAAUACAAGAAAUAUCUGUAUAAAGCAAAUACACUACCAUUGAACUCGAAAACCUAA
Molecule: messenger RNA, 4318 nt
Organism: Uranotaenia lowii
Lineage: Eukaryota; Metazoa; Arthropoda; Insecta; Diptera; Culicidae
Product: neuroligin-4, Y-linked
Exons: 14
Coding region: 487-4284 (1265 amino acids)
Biological process (GO): neuron cell-cell adhesion; modulation of chemical synaptic transmission; synaptic vesicle endocytosis
Cellular component (GO): postsynaptic membrane; synapse; cell surface
Molecular function (GO): signaling receptor activity; neurexin family protein binding
Source: RefSeq, a predicted model, not a curated record